ACUCUAACAGCGGUAGCAGCAGCAGCAGCAGCUAUAGCAAGCUUUUACUAAUCGAAAAGCUUUUCGAUUGAUUUUGCUUCACGCUAGGGAAGAGCUAUACUACAGUUUCACUCCUAAGAGAAGAACAGCGGUUCAACGAAAUUUUGUCGAGGAAUUAGAUGCACCAUUCCCAACAUGGUGCCGUUUAUAUAACUGUGAUCUGUGGUAAUAAAUUCAUGAGCCCCAUGCCUUGGACAUCUGAGGCUCUCAUUGUUGGCCAUAUAGACAAUGACAGAAGACUCCGAUUCGAUAUCUGAGGAAGAACGUAGUUUGUUCCGUCCUUUCACUCGUGAAUCAUUACAAGCGAUAGAAGCACGCAUUGCCGAUGAAGAAGCAAAGCAGCGUGAACUGGAAAGAAAGCGAGCCGAGGGGGAGGUAAAGAUUAGUGAUUUUGGUCGGAAGAAAAAGAAAAAAGAAAUACGUUACGAUGACGAGGAUGAGGAUGAGGGUCCCCAACCGGACCCUACACUUGAACAGGGAGUACCUGUCCCAGUUCGAAUGCAGGGCAGCUUCCCUCCAGAGUUGGCCUCCACGCCUCUCGAGGAUAUCGAUGGCUUUUAUUCGAACCAGAGAACAUUCGUAGUGGUUAGCAAAGGAAAAGAUAUUUUUCGUUUUUCGGCCACCAAUGCAUUAUACGUACUUGAUCCGUUUAAUCCUAUUCGUCGCGUAGCUAUUUAUAUUUUAGUACAUCCACUGUUUUCACUUUUUAUAAUAACAACCAUUCUUGUUAAUUGUAUAUUGAUGAUUAUGCCUACCACGCCGACAGUCGAAUCUACCGAGGUGAUAUUCACCGGAAUCUACACGUUCGAAUCAGCUGUAAAAGUGAUGGCGCGAGGUUUCAUAUUACAACCGUUUACUUAUCUUAGAGAUGCAUGGAAUUGGUUGGACUUCGUAGUAAUAGCAUUAGCAUAUGUAACUAUGGGUAUAGAUUUGGGUAAUCUUGCUGCAUUGAGAACAUUCAGGGUAUUACGAGCUCUCAAAACAGUAGCCAUCGUUCCGGGUUUAAAAACCAUCGUCGGGGCUGUCAUAGAAUCUGUUAAGAAUCUCAGAGAUGUGAUAAUUUUAACAAUGUUUUCGUUAUCCGUGUUUGCUUUGAUGGGUCUGCAAAUCUACAUGGGAGUGCUUACACAAAAGUGCAUCAAAGAGUUUCCUUUAGAUGGUUCAUGGGGUAACUUGACCGAUGAAAGCUGGGAGCUGUUCAACAGCAAUGAUACUAAUUGGUUCUAUUCCGAAAGUGGUGACAUUCCUCUGUGUGGAAAUUCAUCCGGCGCUGGGCAAUGUGAUGAAGGUUACAUUUGUUUACAAGGUUAUGGUAAAAAUCCAAAUUACGGGUAUACAAGUUUUGAUACAUUCGGAUGGGCAUUCUUGUCUGCCUUUCGUCUAAUGACUCAAGAUUAUUGGGAGAACUUAUAUCAACUGGUGUUACGAUCAGCUGGACCGUGGCACAUGCUCUUCUUCAUUGUGAUUAUCUUCUUGGGUUCGUUUUACCUUGUAAAUUUAAUCUUGGCCAUUGUUGCCAUGUCGUACGACGAACUCCAGAAGAAGGCCGAAGAGGAAGAGGCCGCCGAGGAAGAAGCACUCCGGGAAGCAGAAGAAGCGGCAGCAGCAAAGGCGGCAAAGCUGGAAGCGCAACAGGCAGCUGCAGCAGCAGCAGCCAAUCCAGAGAUAGCCAAGAGCCCAUCGGAUUUCUCCUGUCACAGCUAUGAGUUGUUCGUCGGCCAGGAGAAGGGCAAUGAUGAUAACAAUAAGGAGAAAAUGUCCAUCAGGAGCGAAGGAUUGGAGUCGGUGAGCGAAAUCACAAGAACAACCGCACCAACAGCUACUGCAGCUGGCACUGCAAAAGCCCGUAAAGUGAGCGCGGCUUCACUUUCAUUACCUGGUUCACCAUUUAAUCUUCGUAGAGGAUCAAGAGGAUCACAUCAGUUUACGAUACGUAACGGUAGAGGACGUUUCGUUGGUGUACCUGGUAGCGAUAGAAAACCACUGGUACUCUCAACAUAUCUCGAUGCACAAGAGCACCUGCCAUAUGCGGAUGAUUCCAACGCGGUAACGCCAAUGUCGGAGGAAAACGGUGCAAUCAUCGUUCCAGUAUACUAUGCUAACUUAGGUUCAAGGCAUUCGUCGUACACUUCUCAUCAGUCGCGGAUUUCGUAUACAUCUCAUGGAGACCUGCUAGGUGGCAUGACGAAGGAAAGCCGGUUGCGCAAUCGAUCUGCGCGUAAUACAAAUCAUUCAAUCGUACCCCCUCCAAAUGCAGCAAACCUUGCAUACGCCGAUACAAACCAUAAAGGGCAGCGAGACUUCGAUAUGUCACAAGACUGCACAGAUGAAGCAGGCAAAAUAAAACAUAACGACAAUCCUUUCAUCGAGCCUGCUCAGACACAAACCGUUGUAGAUAUGAAAGACGUGAUGGUGUUAAACGACAUUAUUGAGCAAGCUGCGGGUCGGCAUAGUAGAGCUAGCGAUCACGGAGUCUCUGUUUAUUACUUCCCCACAGAGGACGACGACGAGGAUGGUCCAACCUUCAAGGAUAAGGCCCUCGAGUUCCUGAUGAAGAUGAUCGACAUUUUCUGCGUCUGGGACUGUUGUUGGGUUUGGCUAAAAUUUCAGGAAGGUGUAGCAUUCAUUGUGUUCGACCCAUUCGUGGAGCUUUUCAUUACGCUAUGCAUCGUGGUAAACACACUAUUCAUGGCGUUAGAUCAUCACGAUAUGGAUCCAGACAUGGAAAAAGCGCUGAAAAGCGGCAACUAUUUCUUUACUGCUACAUUUGCCAUUGAAGCGACGAUGAAGCUUAUCGCAAUGAGCCCUAAGUACUACUUUCAGGAGGGCUGGAACAUCUUCGACUUCAUCAUCGUUGCAUUGUCUCUUCUGGAGUUGGGACUUGAAGGUGUUCAAGGACUGUCAGUAUUACGCUCAUUCCGUUUGCUUCGAGUCUUUAAGCUCGCAAAAUCAUGGCCAACGCUGAAUUUACUCAUUUCCAUCAUGGGCAGAACGAUGGGUGCGUUAGGUAAUCUGACGUUCGUGCUCUGCAUUAUCAUCUUCAUCUUUGCCGUGAUGGGAAUGCAGCUGUUCGGAAAGAACUAUGUCGAUAAUGUUGACCGUUUCCCGGACCAUGAUUUGCCAAGAUGGAAUUUCACAGACUUUAUGCAUUCCUUCAUGAUUGUGUUCCGAGUGCUAUGUGGUGAAUGGAUUGAAUCUAUGUGGGACUGCAUGCUAGUUGGCGACGUAUCAUGUAUUCCGUUCUUCUUAGCAACGGUAGUGAUAGGAAAUUUAGUUGUACUUAAUCUUUUCUUAGCCUUGCUUUUGUCCAACUUUGGUUCAUCGUCGCUAUCAGCACCAACAGCAGACAACGAGACCAACAAGAUAGCCGAAGCAUUUAAUCGCAUUUCUCGCUUCUCUAACUGGAUCAAAAUGAAUAUUGCAAAUGCUUUGAAGUUUGUGAAAAAUAAACUAACAAGCCAAAUUGCUUCCGUACAGCCAACAGAACACGGAGAAAACGAGCUAGAACUUACCCCAGACGACAUACUGGCUGAUGGACUUUUGAAAAAGGGAAUCAAAGAGCACAACCAACUGGAGGUAGCCAUCGGUGAUGGUAUGGAGUUUACGAUUCAUGGCGAUCUGAAGAACAAAGGAAAGAAAAAUAAGCAAAUCUUGAACAGCUCGAAGGACGAUGAUACUGCCAGUAUCAAAUCUUAUGGCAGUCACAAAAAUCGCCCAUUCAAAGAUGAAAGCCACAAAGGUAGCGCCGAAACGAUGGAAGGUGAAGAAAAACGUGAUGCCAGCAAAGAAGAUCUAGGAAUUGAUGAAGAGCUCGAUGAUGAAGGAGAAGGCGAAGAGGGCCCGCUGGAUGGAGAGCUUAUCAUUCACGCAGAGGAAGAUGAAGUUAUCGAAGAUUCGCCAGCUGACUGUUGCCCGGAUAAUUGCUAUAAAAAAUUUCCGGUUCUUGCUGGUGAUGAUGAUGCACCGUUUUGGCAAGGCUGGGCCAACUUGCGUCUCAAAACGUUUCAGCUGAUUGAGAACAAGUACUUUGAGACUGCUGUUAUUACUAUGAUUUUGCUUAGUAGCUUAGCUUUGGCUCUUGAAGAUGUGCAUCUUCCACAGCGACCAAUUCUGCAAGAUAUCCUUUAUUAUAUGGAUAGGAUUUUCACGGUGAUAUUUUUUUUAGAGAUGUUAAUCAAAUGGUUAGCUCUAGGUUUUAAGGUAUACUUUACGAACGCUUGGUGCUGGCUUGAUUUUAUAAUUGUAAUGCUAUCGCUGAUAAACCUUGCCGCUAUCUGGGUCGGAGCGGCAGAUAUACCAGCAUUCCGUUCAAUGCGUACCCUGCGCGCCUUGCGCCCGCUUCGUGCCGUAUCACGCUGGGAGGGUAUGAGAGUUGUAGUGAAUGCAUUGGUGCAGGCUAUACCGUCCAUCUUCAACGUGCUGCUGGUAUGUUUGAUUUUCUGGCUAAUUUUUGCAAUCAUGGGAGUGCAGCUAUUUGCUGGAAAAUAUUUCAAGUGUGUGGAUAAAAAUAAAACAACGUUACCUCACGAGAUUAUUCCGGACGUUAAUGCGUGCAAGGCAGAAAACUACACAUGGGAAAAUUCUCCAAUGAACUUCGAUCACGUUGGAAAAGCAUAUCUGUGUUUAUUUCAAGUUGCUACCUUCAAAGGCUGGAUACAAAUCAUGAACGAUGCUAUAGAUUCUCGCGAUGUCGGAAAGCAGCCUAUACGCGAAACAAACAUUUACAUGUACUUAUACUUUGUGUUUUUCAUCAUUUUUGGAUCAUUCUUUACUUUGAACCUAUUCAUUGGUGUGAUUAUCGAUAACUUUAAUGAGCAGAAAAAGAAAGCUGGUGGAUCGUUGGAGAUGUUCAUGACGGAAGAUCAGAAGAAAUACUACAACGCCAUGAAGAAAAUGGGAUCAAAGAAACCACUUAAAGCGAUUCCACGGCCAAGGUGGAGACCACAAGCAAUAGUAUUCGAAAUCGUGACGAACAAAAAGUUCGAUAUGAUCAUUAUGUUGUUUAUCGGUUUCAAUAUGUUGACCAUGACUCUCGAUCAUUACAAACAAUCGGAGACGUUUAGCGCAGUACUUGACUAUUUGAAUAUGAUAUUCAUUUGUAUCUUUAGCAGCGAAUGUCUCAUGAAAAUUUUUGCGCUCCGUUACCAUUACUUCAUUGAACCAUGGAAUCUAUUCGACUUUGUUGUGGUAAUUUUAUCCAUUCUAGGUCUGGUUCUAAGCGAUUUGAUUGAAAAAUAUUUUGUUUCACCGACGCUCCUUCGAGUUGUGCGAGUCGCGAAAGUGGGUCGAGUAUUGCGUUUAGUCAAAGGUGCUAAGGGCAUACGAACGUUGCUCUUCGCGUUAGCCAUGUCUCUGCCUGCACUUUUCAACAUUUGCUUGCUAUUAUUUUUGGUGAUGUUUAUCUUUGCCAUAUUUGGAAUGUCAUUCUUCAUGCACGUUAAGGAUAAAAGCGGCUUAGACGAUGUGUACAACUUCAAAACAUUCGGUCAAAGCAUGAUUUUGCUUUUCCAGAUGUCCACUUCAGCAGGGUGGGAUGGUGUUCUUGACGGUAUUAUCAAUGAAGAAGACUGCCUACCACCAGACAAUGACAAAGGAUAUCCGGGUAACUGUGGCUCGUCUACGAUCGGUAUCACGUACCUAUUGGCGUAUCUAGUAAUAAGCUUCCUGAUCGUAAUCAACAUGUACAUCGCUGUUAUCCUCGAAAACUAUUCUCAAGCUACUGAAGAUGUACAGGAAGGCUUAACCGAUGAUGAUUACGAUAUGUAUUACGAAAUUUGGCAGCAAUUCGAUCCCGACGGUACCCAAUACGUUCGGUACGAUCAAUUGUCAGACUUCCUAGACGUACUAGAGCCGCCCCUGCAAAUUCACAAACCCAACCGUUACAAGAUUAUCUCAAUGGACAUUCCUAUCUGCCGAGGAGAUAUGAUGUUCUGUGUGGAUAUACUCGAUGCGUUAACGAAAGACUUUUUCGCCCGGAAAGGAAACCCUAUCGAAGAGUCGGCCGAAUUGGGUGAAGUUCAACAGCGUCCGGACGAGGUUGGUUACGAACCGGUAUCGUCUACGCUUUGGAGGCAGCGAGAAGAAUACUGUGCUCGUCUGAUACAGCACGCAUGGAAACGCUAUAAACAGCGUCAUGGAGGUGGAACCGAUGGUUCUGGAGAUGAUCUAGAAGACGCCUGUGAUAACGAUAACGGAGAUGGCACUGGCAAUGAUAACGAUGGUAGCGGAGAAGAUGUAAUCGGCAGUGGUGACAAUGCGAGUCAACAUGCUGGCGGCAGCAUAGGCGGAGGAGGUAGCUCUCUGGGUAGUGGAAAAAGUAGAGAAAUUCUAGGAGGAUCUCAGGCUAACAUAGGAAUAGUGGAUCAUAGCUUAUCACCUAAGGAAUCGCCCGAUGGUUGUGGUGAUCUCCAAGGCCGUCAGACGGCCGUCCUUGUGGAGAGUGAUGGAUUUGUGACGAAGAACGGUCACCGAGUCGUCAUACACUCACGAUCUCCCAGCAUAACAUCACGAACGGCGGAUGUCUGA
Molecule: messenger RNA, 6564 nt
Organism: Anopheles nili
Lineage: Eukaryota; Metazoa; Arthropoda; Insecta; Diptera; Culicidae
Gene: para
Product: sodium channel protein para
Exons: 34
Coding region: 268-6564 (2098 amino acids)
Biological process (GO): membrane depolarization during action potential; sodium ion transmembrane transport; neuronal action potential
Cellular component (GO): voltage-gated sodium channel complex; plasma membrane
Molecular function (GO): calcium ion binding; voltage-gated sodium channel activity
Source: RefSeq, a predicted model, not a curated record